UCCUCUUGAAGGGUUUCUACUGAAACCGAAGUGUCAUUCCCUCCACUUCCACAUCAUCAUCGUCAUCAUCAAGGAACCUGAUCUUCAUGGACAUUCCUCAUUACCACUUGGAUAAUGGAUCGGACGGUCAAUAUCUCCCGCCAGGCUUCAGAUUUCACCCCACCGACGAGGAACUCAUCAUACACUACCUCCUCCGCAAGGUUCUUGACAGUUGCUUCUCAAGCAGGGCCAUUGCAGAGGUUGAUCUCAACAAGUGCGAGCCUUGGGAACUUCCCGAGAAAGCGAAAAUGGGAGAGAAAGAGUGGUACUUUUUCAGCCUCCGAGACCGGAAAUAUCCGACGGGGCUGAGGACGAACAGAGCCACGGAGGCCGGUUACUGGAAAGCCACGGGAAAAGACAGGGAGAUAUACAGCUCCAAGACUUGUGCACUUGUCGGGAUGAAGAAGACUCUUGUCUUCUACAAAGGGAGGGCACCAAAGGGCGAGAAGAGUAACUGGGUCAUGCACGAAUACCGCCUCGAAGGCAAAUUCUCUUACCAUUUCAUCUCUAGAAGCUCGAAGGACGAGUGGGUGAUAUCUAGGGUUUUCCAGAAGACUUGCACCGGAGCCAACACCGGCGGCGGCGUAGCUGCUAAGAAGACAAAAAUGCCCAACGCCGUGGGCGGGAUUUACCAAGAACCCAGCUCUCCGUCCUCCAUCUCUCUCCCUCCUCUUCUCGAUCCCACCGCCUCCACUGCCGCCGCCACCUCUUAUGACAGCUGCUCCUACUACGGCCGCAGCACCACCGCUAGCGCCGUCGCCGAGCACGUGUCCUGUUUCUCCACUACUAAUGCUACAGCCUCUACCCUGGGCCUUAACUCCGACCCGUUUUUUCCGCCGCCGCAGCCGCCGGCCGUGAGCUUUGACCCAUUUGCCCGUUUCUUUUCAAGAAACGUAUGCGGCGGUGGCGGUGGUGGUGGUGUCUCGGCUUUACCUAACUUUAGGUCUUCCAACGACAAUUUCAAUCAGUUGCCUUAUUUUGGCGCGUCCGCAUCCCCGGCGGUCGUAACUCCGUUGUCCCAUGGAGGCAGCGCCGAGAGCUACUGGCCGCAGUCGCUUCCGCAGAUGCCGGAAGGUAACGAGACGAAAGCUGGUCUUGCUCAUAUAGGACUUGACUUCAUGUGGAACUACUGACCGUAUGUGAAGCGAUGAUCUUGUUUCCAGCUAGGGUUUCUCUCUGUGGUGUGUUUAUCUAUGAUUAUGAUGACUAUAGAUGCAUGUUGAUGUUGUUUUCCUUAACCUGAGUAUCCCUAGGGGUUGUUUAAGUUAUCAUGUUUAUGUUCGUUGUCUAGUUGUGAUAUUAUGUAUGUUGGAGAAUUAAUGUUGUUGAACCGUUGAAGCAUAUGAUAUAUUUAUUAUGUUUUUUUU
Molecule: messenger RNA, 1406 nt
Organism: Tarenaya hassleriana
Lineage: Eukaryota; Viridiplantae; Streptophyta; Magnoliopsida; Brassicales; Cleomaceae
Product: protein CUP-SHAPED COTYLEDON 2
Exons: 3
Coding region: 87-1172 (361 amino acids)
Biological process (GO): regulation of DNA-templated transcription
Molecular function (GO): DNA binding
Source: RefSeq, a predicted model, not a curated record